UCUUUCAAUGCCACUACAACGGCCGUUGUGAAAGUUACAGAUGUUCAAAAUCGGCCGCCAGUGUUCCUCGGAUCUUUUUCUGCCGUCGUCAGUGAAGACGUCCCCGUGGGAACUUACGUGAUGACAGUGAAAGCAAUCGAUGGCGACCGAGGAAUUCCCAGGAAUAUUCGCUACUCUAUCGUUUCGAAUCCAGAAAACUUCUUCGCAAUCAACAGAAACACGGUUAUAACAACUGCGAACUUGUUGGACAGAGAGAAACUGAGCUCCUCAAACGGCGUGGUCACUGUCAAAGUCAAAGCUUCGGAGCUGGAAGGCGACCGGCCGCUGGACGAACCGGGAUCAUCGACGACCACCGCGUUGGCCAUCACGGUGAAGGACGUGAACGACGAGGCGCCUACGUUCAGCCGGCCAAGCUACAGUGUCAGCGUGAGCGAGAACAUUCCUCCUGGGAGCCCACUGCCGAACCUUGACAUGUUCGUCCAGGACACGGACACGGGUUCCAACUCAGUUUUUAAUAUCAACCUCAUGGAUUCUUCUGGGAUGUUUGCCGUGGAGCCCACCAUCGCAACUGGUUCGACAUCUGUAAGCAUCCGGAUUGUGAAAGGACCGCUGGACUACGAGAAUCCCAACCAGCGAAAGUUUAUCUUACUGGUGGUCGCGGAAGAAGCAUUCACGAAUCCGAAGUUGUCCAGCACGGCUACGGUUACAGUGAAUGUGCUCGAUAUCAACGACAACGCUCCUGUGUUUGAAGAAGACAGCUACACUGCUUCGAUUGUCGAAGAUGCGUCACCCGGUAGCGUGGUUACGACCAUAGUGGCUACGGACAGAGAUACAAGCCCACAUGGAGAGUCUGGUCUAAUGUACUCACUUCUCGGAAACGGUGCCGACAAAUUCCACGUGGACCCCAGCUCGGGCGUGGUGACGGUGGCGCCGUGCGAGACUCCUGGCCGCGGUAAUUGCCUAGACUUCGAGUCGCGGCCCUCCUACUUCCUCUCGUACCAGGCGACGGACGACCGGGGCCGGGGCCAGAGCGCCGUGGUGCCACUUACAGUGCGCCUCACAGACGCCAACGACAACCCGCCGGCCUUCGAACAGCACCUGUACACGGCGCUCAUCGACGAGGGAGACGUGCGUUUCGACCCCCCGCUCAGGGUCCAGGCCCGAGACCCUGAUGUGACGUCGUUCGUGAAGUACAGCAUCGUGUCCGGAAACAGCUACAAUCUGUUCACUAUCAACCCGCAGACGGGUGACAUUACAGUCACCAAUCGUCAAGGAUUGGAUGUUUCUCUCCUCAAGUCUGACGUGAUUACACUGACCGUUCAGGCUUCGGACGGUGGUUCGGGUAUCGAUACUGCUAUAGUGAAGAUUACUGUAAGGGAUGCCAACAACAACGCUCCCGUCUUUCAGAAAGAGCGCUACAUUGCUUCAGUUCCUGAGGCUUCUCCGCCAGGCACCCUGGUGGAACAGGUGUCUGCGACGGACGCCGACACGGGGGCAAACGCUCACGUCACAUACCGCAUCCUCAAGGGAGCCUUCGAUGACUUCACCAUAGAUGCCAACACUGGAGUGGUCUCGCUGUCCGCGACAAGUCGCCUAGACUAUGACAGGCGAAGCAGCUACGUAAUGGAGAUUAUUGGGGUCGACGGCGGCGUUCCAGAGAAGACAGGAACCACUACGCUCAGCGUGAACAUUCUGAACAGCAACGACAAGAUGCCAUACUUUCAGCCGACGACCCAAAGGGCACAAGUGUCUGAAGGGGCGCCAGUUGGUUACAGAUUCUACAAACUUGUUGCCAAAGAUCCGGAUGCUAGUUCACCAGAAUUCUUGAAGUACGGCAUUGCUGAACCUGUAACAGCCAUCGCCAAAGACGGAAGAAACGUGAAUGAGUCAGUUCAAGCGUACAAGGCUUUUUUCGAUGUGGAUGAAAAUACUGGAGAAGUGAAAGUGGCGUCUCAGCUCAACCGCGAAGCUGCUGCCGUCGUUAUGCUAACAACCGUGGUGACCGACGUCAGCGCUGUGCCACGUCAGACUGGCUUAGGGACUCUCGUGAUAACCAUAGUGGACCUCAAUGAUUUUCCACCAACGUUUCCGCCGCCUUGGAGCCCUGACCACCCGGAACUGUACAUCAGCGUCAUGGAGGAGCAGCCCAUAGGAAGUGUUGUAGCGUCCUUCGUCGCCACAGACCCAGACUCGAACAUUGCCAGUUACGCGAUAGAACCCGAAAAUCCUUAUUUCGCCAUUGACAAGCUUUCAGGUGUGGUCACAAUACACAAGAGAGUCGACUACGAACGAGUGCAAGAAUUGAGGUUUUCCGUUGUUGUACGAGACACCGGCAUUCCUCAACUAUCAGCGGUCGCGUUGGUUACGGCAACUGUUACGAACAUAAAUGACAACGACCCCACUUUUUCUCAGAAAGCCUACCACGCUUCAGUCCAGGAAAACGCCCCUCAAGGUACGUUUGUGACAAGAGUUGAGGCAAGAGACAUCGAUGCUGGAGAAUUCGGAGUCGUUUCUUACUCCCUGCUGGGUGAGAAAAGCGGAGACUUCCACGUCAAUAAGCAGGGGGAAAUACGCGUGGCGGGAAUGGCCAACUUAGAUAGAGAAAUUACUGCCGCGAUCACCCUUCAAGUGGUAGCCACUGACAUGGGUCAUGAAACAACAACGAGGAGAUCUGUGUCCGUACCGGUGUACAUCACCCUCCUCGAUGACAAUGACAGCCCUCCUGUUUUCACAAAGAAGACCUACGAGGCCUCGUUCGUCGCAAACAGCCCGCUGGAGUCGGCACAGAGCAUUGUUCAAGUGUCGGCAACGGAUGCGGAUGAAGGAAUCAACGCCGAGAUUCGCUACUCUAUCGUUGCUGGGAACGAAAACGGUGUCCUCGCUGUCAACCCGAAGACCGGCAUCGUAUACCCCGUGAAAAAGCUGGAGAGCAGCCGCAAGGAGUACCGCAUCGGGCUUGAGGCGCGCGACGGCGCAGGUAACGGGCCCAACACAGACAACUGUAUCGUACUCAUCAGGCUCAUCGAAAUCAACCUGGACAAGCCGCAUUUUGUGACGCCGUCACUUCCCAACGCGACUGUAGAAGUCAUGGAGAAUCAAACCCACUCUAAUCAGAUCAUAAUGACAGUGGAAGCCACGGACAAGGACCACGGAGAUAACGGCCGAAUUUCCUACUACUUUAAGGUAGGAGAUAGGAACGUCGCUGAAACGGACGAAUUUCGUAUCGAUGAAGUCACGGGAGAAAUUCAGGCAAAAGUCAUCCUCGACAGAGAGUUGAGGCCACGUUACGAGCUGGUGCUUGUCGCCAAAGACCACGGCACACCUGCCCCAUUUGAGACGCUGCGGUUCCUGACCGUUGUGUUGAAGGAUAUCGACGACAACGCGCCUCUAUUCCCUCGCACCCGAUCUACGACCCCUUAUGUGUUCCACAUCAAGGAGAACUUAAACCACGGUUUCCACGUCGGAAAGGUGACAGCUAUUGACCAAGACGUCGGCGAGAAUGCCAUGGUCUACUAUUAUAUUAUCGAUGGAAAUUGGGAUAUGCUGUUCACGAUUGACAAGAUGCAGGGAAUCAUCUACUCAAAUGCCUCGUUUGACCGAGAAUCCAAGGACGUCUUCGAACUGGUGGUGAAAGCUUCCAGCAACCCAGAUUUCCUCGUAUACUCGAGGCAAGCCGAUGGCCUUCCUCCCAGCAUACGCAGCUACAGCGAGUCCGACAGAACGGUGGCCCUCGUCAAUGUGCACAUUGACGACGUGAACGAUAAUGCGCCAGUUUUCAUAAACGCCCCGUACUACGCAGGGCUGCGUUUCACCGCCGUGGAAGGAGACACAGUAUUCACCGUGCGUGCCCGGGACCCAGACGAAGAGACGUCGGACGGCCCGGCCAUCGCAUACCGCAUCGAGCACGUCACGCUGUUCCUUCCUGGCUCAACGGGUGGUAUCCGACCCAUACCAGCCUCGUUUAAUGUGUCAGCCGACGGCCGUGUGUGUGCUACCCACCCCAUGGCCCAGUACAGUCAGGCGCGCUUCACCGUCGCCCUUGAGGCCAAGGAGACGGUGCCUCCGCACCGCGCUGCCCGCACCACGCUGAAGGUCUGGAUCUACGAACCCGAACAACUAGUGCGAGUAAUAAUCGCUCAGCCCCCGGAGGAAGUGUACAGGGAUCAAAGGAGCGUCAUAGUUGUCCUUUCUAAUGCCACUGGAGGAACUGUCGUGAUUGACAAGUUGAAAUAUCACGUGAACGACAAGGGGAAGCUAGUGAAAUCUUGGACUGACCUGCACAUUCACGUUCUUGACAAAAACGACCGUGUAAUUCACACACCGGAGGUUCUCGACGCAGUUGAUUCCAACAUCAAGCUCGUCCGGUUCCAAAACCCUGAACUGCAAAUUCACAACGUUCUCCCUGCACGAGUUGGCAUCAGCAAGCAAGAGUUCGAUUUGGCCUUAGCUGUGCUGAUUGCGAUGCUGGUGGUGAUAUUCGUCGGCGUCGUGACCAUGAUGGUUUGUUGUACCUGCCUGAAAUCCUGGUAUGCCUACAAAGCCAAGGAAGCUUUAGUACGGCACGACGAAAGUCCCCCGGUGACUACUACAGAGAAUCCGCUGUGGACAGAACAGAAGCUCAAGAUCUACGAAGAACAGGAGCUGAGCAUGAGCGUCGCGCCUGACAACAUGGUGACCACGGAGGCGGACAUCGCCGCCUUCAACUUCAACGACGACACGAGCAGCGCCGUGUAUGCCACGCUGCGGCGCAACAGCGUCAGCCACGUGGUCGCAGAGUCGCGCAACGGCUACUCCACCCUCACGAGCCACCGGCCCACGGCCUCGUCCCGCAGGCAGCGCGAGCCGGACGCCACAGAUAGUCACGAGUACCAUGAGCUGCAUUCGAGCGACGCCCGUCCCACCGGCGACAGCACUCCGUUCAGCACCUUCAGACCCACGGGGAAGAACACGCCCACGACAGAAGGGAGGCUCUUCCAAGAAGCGAGCUCCUCCCAUAAAAGCAAUGAGCCUGUUCUAGUGGCCGAGCUGUUAUAGGACGAUAUUUAUUCUUAAGGCUGGCGA
This is a messenger RNA of Rhipicephalus sanguineus (brown dog tick), 5061 nucleotides long. RefSeq names its product cadherin-87A. Gene Ontology annotation, biological process: homophilic cell-cell adhesion. Gene Ontology annotation, cellular component: catenin complex; plasma membrane. The record is from RefSeq and is a predicted model, not a curated record. Lineage: Eukaryota; Metazoa; Arthropoda; Arachnida; Ixodida; Ixodidae. Gene Ontology annotation, molecular function: calcium ion binding; cadherin binding.